GUACCUCACACUGAGGACAAGGUACCGGACACUGAGGACAAGGUACCUGACACUGAGGACAAGGUACCUCACACUGAGGACAAGGUACCUCACACUGAGGACAAGGUACCUCACACUGAGGACAAGGUACCUCACACUAAGGAAAAGAUUCCAUACGCUGACGACAAGGUUCCUCAAGCUGAGGACAAGGUACCUCACACUGAGGACAAGGUACCUCACACUAAGGAAAAGGUUCCUCACGCUGAGGACAAGGUACCUCACACUGAGGACAAGGUUCCUCACACUGAGGACAAGGUUCCUCACGCUGAGGACAAGGUUCCUCACACUGAGGACAAGGUUCCUCACACUGAGGACAAGGUUCCUCACACUGAAGACAAAGGUUCCUCACGCUGAGGACAAGGUUCCUCACGCUGAGGACAAGGUUCCUCACGCUGAGGACAAGGUUCCUCACGCUGAGGACAAGGUUCCUCACUGAUGAGGACAAGGUUCCUCACGCUGAGGACAAGGUUCCUCACGCUGAGGACAAAGUACCUCACACUGAGGACAAGGUUCCUCACGCUGAAGAGAAGGUUCGUCACGCUGAGGACAAGGUUCCUCAUGCUGAGGACAAGGUUCCUCACGCUGAGGACAAGGUACCUCACACUGAGGACAAGGUACCUCACACUAAGGAAAAGAUUCCUCACGCUGAGGAUAAGGUUCCUCACUCUGAGGACAAGGUUCCUCACGCUGAGGACAAGGUUCUUCACGCUGAGGACAAGGUACCGCACACUAAGCAAAAGGUUCCUCACGCUGAGGACAAGGUACCUCACACUGAGGACAAGGUUCCUCACACUGAGGACAAGGUUCCUCACACUGAGGACAAGGUUCCUCACGCUGAGGACAAGGUACCUCACACUGAGGACAAGGUACCUCACACUGAGGACAAUUCCUCAAGUCUGAGGACAAGGAUCCUCACGCUGAGGACAAGGUUCCUCAUGCUGAGAACAAGGUUCCUCACGCUGAGGACUAGGUACCUCACACUAAGGAAAAGGUUCCAUACGCUGAGGACAAGGUUCCUCAAGCUGAGGACAAGGUACCUCACACUGAGGACAAGGUUCCUCACACUGAGGACAAGGCUCCUCACUCUGAGGACAAGGUUCCUCACGCUGAGGACAAGCUUCCUCAUGAUGAGGACACGGUUACUUAUGCUGAGGACAAGGUUCCUCACGCUGACGACGAGGUUCCUCACGCUGAGGACAAGGUUCCUCACGCUGAGGACAAGGUACUUCACACUAAGGAAAAGGUUCCUCACGCUGAGGACAAGGUACCUCACACGGAGGACAAGGUUCCUCACACUGAGCAAGGUUCCUCAUGCUGACGACAAGGUUCCUCACGCUGAGGACAAGGUACCUCACACUAAGGACAAGGUACCUCACACUGAGGACAAGGUUCCUCACGCUGAGGACAAGGUUCCUCAUGGUGAGGACAAGAUUCCUCACGCUGAGGACAAGGUUCCUCAUGUGACGACAAGAUUCCUCACGCUGAGGACAAGGUACCUCACACUGAUGACAAGGUACCUCACACUAUGGAAAAGGUUCCAUACGCGGAGGACAAGGUUCCUGAAGCUGAGGACAAGGUACCUCACGACAAGGUACCUCACACUGAGGACAAGGUUCCUCACGUUGAGGACAAGGGACCUCACACUGAGGACACGGUUCCUCACGCUGAGGACAAGGUACCUCACACUAAGGAAAAGGUUCCAUACGCUGAGGACAAGAAUCCACAAGCUGAGGGCAAGGUACCUCACACUGAGGAGAAGGUACCUCACACUGAGGACAAGGUUCCUCACGCCGACGACAAUGUUGUUCACGCUGAGGACAAGGUUCCUCAUGGUGAGGACUAGAUUCCUCACGCUGAGGACAACGUACCUCACGUUCCAUACGCUGAGGACAAGAAUCCACAAGCUGAGGGCAAGGUACCUCACACUGAGGAGAAGGUACCUCACACUGAGGACAAGGUUCCUCACGCCGACGACAAUGUUGUUCACGCUGAGGACAAGGUAUCUCACACAGAGGAGAAGGUACCUCUCACUGAGGACAAGGUUCCUCACCCUGAGGACAAGGUUCCUCAAGCUGAGGACAAGGUUCCUCAUGCUGAGGACAAGGUUCCUCACGCUGAGGACAAGGUACCUCACACUGAGGACAAGGUUCUUCACCCUGAGGACAAGGUUCCUCAUGAUGAGGACACGGUUACUUAUGCUGAGGACAAUGUUCUUCACGCUGACGACAAGGUUCCUCACACUGAGGACAAGGUACCUCACACUAAGGAAAAGGUUCCUCAAGCUGAAGAGAAGGUACCUCCCAUACGCUGA
This is a messenger RNA of Paramuricea clavata, 2350 nucleotides long. NCBI's taxonomy places the organism in Eukaryota, Metazoa, Cnidaria, Anthozoa, Malacalcyonacea, Plexauridae. The record is from the annotation of a GenBank genome assembly.